AUGGGCUCCGUGCUGCCCGGCUCCUCGCUGGCCCUCAAGCCGGCCUUCAGGCCGCAGCAGCCGCUCUCCCUGGCGGACGUCAUCACCUCCGACGUCCUGCACAGCUUCCUGUACGGCCGCUGGAGGCACGUCCUGGCCGAGCAGCAGCAGCAGCACCCCCCGCAUCACCCGCAGCACCACCCGCAGCAUCAGCACCACCCGCAGCAUCAGCACCACCCGCAGCAUCAGCACCACCACCCGCAUCAGCAGCACGAGGACCGCGCCGCCCCCAGCAGCAGCCCCAAGACCGCCUUCACCGCCGAGGUGCUGGCGCAGUCCUUCUCCGGAGAGGUGCAGAAGCUGUCCAGCUUGGUGCUGCCCAGUGAGGUGAUCAUCGCCCAGAGUUCAGUCCCAGGAGAAGGUCUGGGUAUUUUCUCUAAAACCUGGAUCAAAGCCGGGACGGAGAUGGGACCGUUCACCGGACGCCUGGUCUCCCCCGAACACAUCGACCUGUACAAGAACAACAACCUCAUGUGGGAGGUGUUCAACGAGGACGGGACCGUCAGGUACUUCAUCGAUGCCAGCCAGGAGGACCAGAGGAGCUGGAUGACCUACAUCAAGUGUGCCCGGAACGAGCAGGAGCAGAACCUGGAGGUGGUCCAGAUCGGCAGCAGCAUCUUCUACAAGGCUGUGGAGACCAUCCCUCCGGACCAGGAGCUGCUGGUCUGGUAUGGAAAUUCACACAACACCUUCCUUGGAAUUCCUGGAAUUCCCGGAGGAGACGAGGAGCAGAGCAAGAAGACAAAAAGUGAUGACUUCCAUACCUGUGAAGGCUCCUCCUCUUCCUCUUCCUUGCCGUCCUCCACCUCUUCCUCCUCCUCCUCCUCCUCGUCCUCCUCCAUCAGCCUGGGGCGCAUGCGCUGCGUCAUCUGCCACCGGGGCUUCAACUCGCGGAGCAACCUGCGCUCGCACAUGCGCAUCCACACGCUGGACAAGCCGUUCGUGUGCCGCUUCUGCAACCGCCGCUUCAGCCAGUCGUCCACGCUGCGCAACCACGUGCGGCUGCACACGGGCGAGCGGCCCUACAAGUGCCACGUGUGCCAGUCCGCGUACUCGCAGCUGGCCGGCCUGCGCGCCCACCAGAAGAGUGCGCGGCACCGGCCCACCGGGGGGGAGGCGGCGGCCGCGGGAGGAGGAGUGGUGGUGAUCGGGGCAGGGGGGAGGGUGGGGGUGCACUCACCCCCACCUCACCCGCCGCAGCUGACCGCCGUGCCCCACCCCGCCUCGCUGGUGCACCACAUCCCCACCAUGGUGCUGUGACCUGCAUGAUACUGUCCGGUUCCUGCUCAGGCCAGACCGCUGGAGCAGCAGGAAACUCAUCUGCAAAAGUUAGGACCCCCUGUUAGAGCCCAGAUAUACUUGCAGUUCAGGCCGCGUACGCGUCAUGGCCGCCACGCGUAUCCUGCGUUCAUUUGACGCGUCGAUGUGCACGUUCUCAAAAAGACACUGAACGCGUACGCUGGUCGUGGUCUGAUACCAGCGGGCAGCAGGUGAUGACGUGGAGGUCGCUGGAGCCAUUUCCUUUGGCGAGAUCCCAACCAAAGCAAUGUUAUAAUCUCCUACAUCAUCCAAUGGUGUCAUG
Molecule: messenger RNA, 1621 nt
Organism: Cololabis saira (Pacific saury)
Lineage: Eukaryota; Metazoa; Chordata; Actinopteri; Beloniformes; Belonidae
Product: PR domain zinc finger protein 12-like
Exons: 6
Coding region: 1-1299 (432 amino acids)
Biological process (GO): neurogenesis
Cellular component (GO): nucleus
Molecular function (GO): histone methyltransferase binding
Source: RefSeq, a predicted model, not a curated record